CUAACAAACAAAUAAAUUCCACCUGAUUUAAAAAUAUAUAUCUAUCAUUAAUUCUUCUUCUUAAUUCUUUAUCAAUAAGAUCAUGAGCAUCGCGGUUAACGGGCGGUCCAGUGUGCCUCCAGGCUUCCGCUUUCAUCCGACGGAGGAAGAGCUAUUGAACUAUUACCUUCGCAAGAAGGUCGCUUGUGAAAAAAUUGAUCUCGACGUCAUUCGGGAUGUCGAUCUCAAUAAGCUCGAACCAUGGGAUAUCCAAGAGAAGUGUAGGAUCGGAUCGACCCCGCAAAAUGAUUGGUACUUCUUCAGUCAUAAGGACAAGAAGUAUCCCACGGGCACAAGGACGAACCGUGCGACCGCAGCGGGAUUCUGGAAGGCUACAGGGCGUGAUAAGGUGAUAUACACCAGUUGCAGGAGGAUCGGCAUGCGUAAGACACUUGUUUUCUAUAAAGGAAGGGCUCCUCAUGGGCAGAAGUCGGAUUGGAUCAUGCAUGAGUAUAGGCUUGACGAGCACUCUGACUCUCACUCUUUCUCAAACGUGUCUGCCUUGAUAGGGGAAACAAGCAAUCAAGAAGAAGGAUGGGUUGUAUGCCGAGUUUUCAAAAAGAAGAACCUCCACAAGGCCAUGGACAGCUCAAACAACUCGUCCUCAAUUGUCACAGAUGCCAAGACUCACCUUCUUCUUCAUUCAAGCAGCGACGGCACACUAGACCAAAUCCUUCAAGCGAUGAGUAGAUCUUGCAAGCAAGAAAAAGAAUCCUUUAUCACCACCACCAACAAUCACCUCAGGUAUCUUCGCCCGCUCGAUACCAUCACGAGCUCUAACCUUAACGAGAUGUUCUUGAAGCUGCCUGCACUCGAGAGCCCAACAAUUUCAACGACCUUGGCCGAUGAAAUCUCACCAAGUUUCGAGCAUUCUUGCCUUUCCGAGACAGGGCUCACUGAGUGGGCUGCCCUGGAUGGACUCGUCGCCUGGCAACUCAACGGCCAGUCAACGGAUUCACUAAAGCAACUCUCUUGCUUUGAUAAUCCGAACUUCAUUUACAACAAUAACAAUAACAAUAACAAUAAAAGUAACGACGGCGGUGAUGGUGAUUUGUGGAGCUUAGCAUCAUCCGCAUCCGACCGCAUUAGCCAUGUGUCGCAUGGAUCGAUAUAACGGAACGGGUCCAUAGUACUCAAACCAAUGACUGAAAGGCUUACAGAAGAAUGAUUGUUGCAUAGUACUAUUAUGUUAUUUAUACAAAUGUUUAAAGAUUGUAUUUAAGUUCUUCAUGAGUCAUCACCCUUACUAUACAAAAAGAACAAGGGUUUCUGAGAUGUGGUGGCUUUAGUCCAAAAGGUCAUCACCUCAAAUGUUAAUUAAUCAAGAUUUGGUUUAGGGGUUUUUGUUUUUAUGCC
Molecule: messenger RNA, 1395 nt
Organism: Asparagus officinalis (garden asparagus)
Lineage: Eukaryota; Viridiplantae; Streptophyta; Magnoliopsida; Asparagales; Asparagaceae
Product: NAC domain-containing protein 43-like
Exons: 3
Coding region: 83-1153 (356 amino acids)
Biological process (GO): regulation of DNA-templated transcription
Molecular function (GO): DNA binding
Source: RefSeq, a predicted model, not a curated record